UUGCGCCCAGCUACCCUUUCCACGUCGACAUCCUCGACGUCCUCGAGCGCCCAUCUCUCAUCUAGCACCUCCAACUUUUGCUGCUUUCUUAUGACUAACAGGGCGGCGCCCAAGCGACCUGGCCUGACUUCCCCUCCGGUCUCCACGACUUCUUCCACUCAACCCCCCUCAUCCGUGCAACAGCUUACUCCGGACUCUAAGCUCUCGGCUUCCUGCAUCUCGCUUUCACCUGGGUUCAGUGUUCACUUUGCUGUAUUCUCUGCUCAGAAUGCUGCUCAGAGCCAUUUAGACGUUGACCUUGCUAGGCGUAAGGUUCAUGAGAGCAAUUCGGGAAGGCCGAUUUACAAUUGCCUUCUGACUCAUCCACAUCUCGCAAAGGAUGAAGCUACACUUUGGGUAUUCACCAUAGAUCAAGGUAUACCGGAAUCCGAUGGAAUAUACGCGUCUCCUCAGCUCCGUGACCUCGAACUACCCGGAUUAGCUAGGAACACGAAUGGUAGUUUAACAUAUGCUGAACUCUAUCCAUGCAGUACCACCUGCUCAUCGCAACGAAUACCUUGUCCGAACUGCUUACGAAUUAGCGCGGGCUCUGAAAUCACCGCCCACGCUCAAACCUCACCCGGUUCCAUAAACCCCGAACCCGAAGAAACUACCCCGGCCAUAUCACCAACUUCGUCCCAUGGAAGGACGUUUGAUAACCCCUCAGUUACCUGUCAUCUUCCUCGAAAACCUCUCCGCCAAGCGCUUGCUUUCUUCCUAAGUGCCGUGCAAGAACGAGUAAUCAGUGACAUUUGUGAGGAUGCUCAACUUUCUGGUAAGGUUGCCAGAAGACUCCAAACUGGUAUUCUUUGGGGACUCCCAAGCUUGUCGAGUAAUUGGGGAGGCGGUUGGGAACAGCAUGCAAAAACUCGCCCGCUUACCUUCACUCACAUUGAUGUCACACUGUUUCCUUCGGGUCUAUUCAUUCGACCUCAAGCUCAGCUAACCAAUUUCCUACCCUUUCUACCGUCAUUGCCGCUUCCUCCUGGUACACCGAUUAACUUGCUACCAUUUUCAACUCCGGCAUAUUACCUCAAUAUGUACUCUGGUUCUACUUCCGCUCUGACUAGGCACUUCCAAGCCAAUCUUGUCGGUUUGGGUGCAGGGGAUGUAUUACCAUCCAGAGGCACUGAUCAGACGACUUCGAGUUCUGAGAACACUACUCAGUUUGUUAUUGCGUGGAUUAGCGUCCAGAACAAACAAGGGGAGGAGAAGGGCAUGAUGGUUAUUUGGCCAGCGCCUCUGUGCAUUUCCCUGAUGUCCAUGUCCACAUCGGAUACACCAGAUGAACAGGAUGGUAAACGAUUAUUCGCUUAUAACCGUAAACCACUGGCGUACAUACCGGAAUUACCACUCGCUCUCCAAGCGUCCCCCGUUCCAGCUCCUGCGACUGUUCCCCCUCUACCUCGCCCUACGUCUCCUCAUGAUCCCCUAGUCUCACCUUCCUUAUUUACCCCUGUCGGUCGACGAUCUUUCUCUCGUGAAACUUCGCCGAGUACACCGUUCCCAUUCCGCUCCGCGAAUCACCUCAAGUCCGAGCGACCACCGAUAACGAGAGCGACGAGCUCUUUCUCCGCAGAGACUACACAGGCCUUCCGAACGCUCACUAUUUCCCAACUCCCUUCGAGUGGGCUGAGGAACGUCGCUGAGGGAGUUGGCAAGUUCGUUGACUUCAUGGCUAAGGAGCGGGAACGUGAAAGAGAAAGGAUAAAGAAGGAGAAGGAGGCUUCUGCUGCUGCGGCUCAGGCGCAAAAAGGAUCGGAUUUACCUUUAUCUUUGUCCACGACUAUUGGAGGAGGUGCAACAGCGAAUUUGGCGACGAAUGGAUUGAUUACGUUACAAAACAAUGCGAUUCAGGAAUUUGCGGGUUUGACGCCUGAGUCUAUGCAAGUGACGCCGUCGAUUGCUGUGAACGUCGAGACGAGCGUAAGUCUUUCUCCACAGGUCCAGCAGCAACAGACGCCUGCACCUCCUGGUCAACCGGCGUAUCCUUCGCCUCCAGAAGAGACUGUCAAGUCAGAACAGAAUUAUUCUAUUCAGAAUAACGGCACCCUCGGAGGAUACGCACUAGAGCCUCCGUCCACUACUGCUCAGCAAGUUCAACCUGCCCCAUCAGAGACGUUCGACUCGUUCGAGGGAAUCGAUAAAUAUAUGAUGGACCUCGAUAUGGACUUCACCAUGGCACUUCCUUCCUCCGCUGGGAAUCCACGUGAAAUUAUCAAAGCUGAUUUCGAUUCGAUGGUGUUUACGGAUGAUGAUUUUAGUUUCUUUGAUGAUCCUGUUGUUACGACUUCUAUCCCUUCUACGACUAUUCCGGAUGCGAGUGCGAUGACGGGUGAUGAGGCGCUGAAGGCUCUUGGGGUUGCAUCGUUGACUCAGGAUACUGGGCAAUCUGCCGUACCGGAUUCUGGACAGAGCUUGGUUGUGACGGGUACUCCUUCGCCAUGGACUUCGAGAAAACCUACUGAGGGUGUUGAAGGAAAGGAUACUAUGGAGUCGGUUGCACCAGACCUCCUUCCUGGUUCUCCGGAUGAAUCGACUUCGUCCCUUGGACCCGAUACACCAGAAAUCAUCAACUCUUCCAGUGUCGAGAUCUUAAGUUCGGAAACACACCCCUUCAAUCCGAUUCGUUUCUCAAAACGGUUUUGCUCGUCGGAUGCGAAAUAUGCAGUUGGGAAGUUCUCCCGAUCACUAAUUGAGCAAGAUUCGUCUUCGUCCUCCCCGCGAGAUGCUUCGUCGGUGCCUGUGCUUUGGAAGAUAAGUUAUGCGUCGUUGACUGAUCCGCGAGUUGAGAUCGUUAAGAAGCUGAUUGGGAUGAAACGGAGGAUGUUGACGCAGGGUAUGCGGCUGGGUCUUCCUCCCCGACCGUUCCGAGAAGAACAGCGAAGUGAAUGGGAGAGCUGUUGUGCUGCUGGUGAAGAUGACAACGCCUCUGGUGCUGCUAUGGACGUCGAGUCAGAUAGAGACUCCGACGACGACGGCGACGAGCGGAAUUGUUAUGAAGACGAUGAUGCUGUUUUUGUUGGUGAUGAUGAUUACUCUUCUGUUUCGAGACCCUCGACGCCGCUUGCGUCGCAUUUACCACUUGGACCUAGCCUGUUGGCGACGCAGUUUCAGCAUUCUCUUCUACUCCCGCUUUCGGUGAAUUUAAGACCGAGUGGGGCCAGUUCGUUUUCGUUCGCGACGGAUUUGGCUGAACCGAUGCCGAAUCCUGUGCCGACGCCUGUGUCCCCCGCGGCUGCUGCGAAUUCAAGCAGUGAGAGGUCGAAGGUUGUUGAGCUUGUGGUUAGAGCGUUUGCGGAGGAGGUUGUGGAGAAUGCGAUUUGGGAGGAGGGGUGGCGGGUGAAUGCGGUUGGACAGGCUCCUAUUUGGAAGCAGGAGAAUAGGAAUGGACGGGUGGAGGAGGUGGUUGAGGAGAGUUAUGUGAUUGAGGAUGGAUGGUGCGGGCAGAGGAUGAGCGUUGGUUCGUUCUCUUCUUUAGCAGCUUCUUCGUUGUAUUCUGGCACUGAGGGUCAUAACGCCUCUUUCAAGCCGCUUGACCAGCCAAUGUUCACAGUAGGCAAGGCCGACACUCUAAUUCAGAUUGCACCUCCGGCGUUCCGGUUCUGGUCAAAGAUGGGGUUGACACCGCGAAGUGGACCGAAAGAUGUAGUUGCAUUUGUAUUUUAUGAGGAUGGGAGUAGCCUGGCUUCGGAAGUGGAGGGUUGGCUGAGUCGGGUAUCUUCUGCAUAUACUGCUAAAGGCUAUGGAACGCAUUCUCUUAGGAAGUCUAGCUUAUGCGCAAAGGAUGGACUUGUCCCCGUUCGAUAUGCUACUUUUCGGAAGGCUCUCAGCUCACUGAUUGACUCGGUUGGAUCAACGACAUCUCCGCUGCUACUUUACAUCGUCACACCCACUUCCAUUUUGUCUAUGAAUUCUCCUAUCUUGCGGCAAAUCUUCUUAUCUAUGCAUAAAGUCCUCUCCUCAAGUCGAGAAGAACCUGUCAUCCGAUUCCAACUCGUCCCGGAAUUCCUACUCACUGCGAAAGACGAUGUUACGACUACGUCGCAGGUAGAAACGUUCGUGGAUAACGUAUACGAGCGUAUUCCUCGACCUGUUAAGAGGUACAUGUCACGCUCACUCCUGCAUCCUGGUGAACGGACACGGAGGUACUUCGAAGCGCCGUCGUUCGUACUCGGUCGACCGUCAACUACUUCAACAUCCUUGUCAUUCUGCCAUCCACCGCCUGAUUCGGGGUUACUUGACCGACAUACGCUCUUACACGUUGGUUAUCGACUUACGAAGUGUCGGAAAUGGCUUGUUGCGGCUUGUAUUGACCAACGAGGGGAGGGACAUGAGUUGGGUGUGUGGUUUGUUCCUUCUUCGGUUUCUUCGGAUGAAGGGAUUAGAGAUGGGGAUAGGGAUAGGGAUUGGUAUAAGCGGCUUGUGGCGAUUGUGUGGGGGUUUGCGAUGGAGUUUGCGAGGAGGGCGAAUGUGGAGUGGAGAGUUGCUGUUGCGAAGCUUGGGAGUGUGGGGGAGGGUGAACUUGCAGCGUGGAACGCACUGUUGAACGAGGAGAUGUCAGAGGAGAAACGAACCUCGUCGAUGCAGGUCUCUAUUCUCUCCGUCGACGAUGAGUCGGGUUGGUCAGUCCUGACGGAGUCGAAUAAAAAUCAUCCCAGUACACAAAGACCCGGUUCAAGUCACGAUUCCUCGCCUACCACCACCCCAACGAAAAUGCAAAGUCAAAAUCAAAGUCACAACCAGAGUCAACUGUCAUUCGCUUCGGCAAGCUCGUCGUACAUCUUACCUUCACUCCGAUUACCUCUAACUUCUCCUUUUCCCUCGGGUAUUGUGGAGGAACUUGGGAGGCAGUCAUUUAUCCCUGAAGACGAGGAGUCGCCGAAGGGUAGUACGAAUAGUGCGGAAAGAUUACUCCCGUUAUGUUCCUCUGUCCUUGUCACAGUCCCUUCCACCCCUCCUCACUCUACAUCUCCUUCUCCUUCGUCACCUCAUGAGAACGGGGACAAGAGUGGGAAUGGGAAUGGGAAUAGGACCACCCCACGCACAACACUUAUCCACCUUCUUCACUCCACUUCCUUCCCGUCCUCUCACUCGAAUACCUCCUCCACUUGCACUCCCACUUCCUCAUCUUCUCCCUCUUCUCUGUCAACGAAAACGAUCGAAGAGACGCAGCAAGACAUUGUAAAGAAUUAUUACGAGCUUGGCGUCCUCACCCAAGCAAGGUGGCGAUUCUCUUCUCUCAAUGGUAAUGGUAAAGGGCAGAGGAUAGGACUACCGUAUCACCUUGCUGCGUUACGCGUUGUGGAUGAGUGUCUUGAGGUAGGAGAGGUUGGUGGGGAGUUUAGCUAGCAGUUUGGUAACUUAUUUUCUUUUCGUUUUUUCGUUUUCGUUUUUUUCUGGCCUUUGUUCGUUCGUUCUUUGUUUUAUUUUUCUGAGUUCGUUUUUUGGUAUCCCUUCGCCUUUACGCUUUGCAUUGUCUCUUGAUGCCUUUUCUCUUACUACUUUUCGGUCUUUCGUAUUCCCUGUACUACCUGUACCUCUCGUACCCAUCCCAUCAUUGUCUUAUCUCAUUUCGUUAUCACUUUCAUUCAGUCAUUCCUGCCGACUCGUUCCUUUACUCGCACAGAUCCC
This is a messenger RNA of Fomitiporia mediterranea MF3/22, 5673 nucleotides long. RefSeq lists its product as uncharacterized. The record is from RefSeq and is a predicted model, not a curated record. Gene Ontology annotation, cellular component: mediator complex. Gene Ontology annotation, biological process: regulation of transcription by RNA polymerase II. Bases 91 to 5391 code for a protein of 1766 amino acids. Gene Ontology annotation, molecular function: transcription coregulator activity. NCBI's taxonomy places the organism in Eukaryota, Fungi, Basidiomycota, Agaricomycetes, Hymenochaetales, Hymenochaetaceae. The transcript has 7 exons.